Molecule: messenger RNA, 1152 nt
Organism: Aegilops tauschii subsp. strangulata
Lineage: Eukaryota; Viridiplantae; Streptophyta; Magnoliopsida; Poales; Poaceae
Source: RefSeq, a predicted model, not a curated record
AUGAUCUACAGCGGAGAUGGUAUACUAAGUAGCAUGCCCUACAUACCAGCCGACGUCACAAACCUAAAGGCAAAGUACCAUAGAGAGAGCCGGUUGGCUUACAUAGAAGACACAAUAGCCUACUUUAAAGAGAAAGCAAAAGCAGAUGCUGAUUUCUUCUACAGGAUAAGAUUGCAUGAUGAGGACCGUGUCAGAAACAUGUAUUGGGUGGAUGGUGCUACAAGAAGAGCCUACAAACAUCUCCGUGAUUGCAUUUCAUUCGACGCGACAUAUCUCACUAAUAUGUACAAGAUGCCCUGCAUAGCGGAGGUCUUUCCGUUGGCAGUGCACAGGCACUGCAGGUGGCAUAUUAUUAAGAAGGCUGAGGAGACGCUAGGACCAUUCUUUGCUGACCGUCCAAAGCUACACAAGGCAUUCGAGUUGUGCGUGGACCACAGCUUGACGACUACUCAGCGCAGCAAGGGGUUCAAUGCUGUUUUGAAGCGGUACUUGAGCCCUGGCAGCUCAUUGCUGCAGUUUGCCAAGCAGUACACAACUUUGCAACAGAAAAUACUGGAAACUGAGCUACAUCAAGAAGCAAACACCGCGCUCAAGCAGCCUGAAUUGCUAACAUAUUUACCGAUGGAGAGGCAGAUGAGUAAGAUAUAUACCAACAAGAUUUUUAACAAAUUCCAGGAAGAAAUAAAGCGUGCCAGCAUGUACACAGCUUACCAGGUGGACGAACAUACGUUCAAGGUGUGUUCUCUCUUGGGCAUGUCGGAUUCAGAACCUGAAGACCCGGACAAGGGAAGGAACUACUUCGUGAAGGCCUCGAUAAAUGAAGGCGAAUACUACUACCAAUGCUGCAAAUUCGAACAGGACGGGAUUGUGUGCUGUCACAUACUGAAAGUAAUGGACAUGCACGCGGUAACGCGAUUGCCCCGCCAUUUCAUACGGCGGAGAUGGACUUGGGACACUGACGAUGCGUUGGGGCCACAAACAUCAAAUGUAGUUUUGGCUGUGCAUGAUGAGAGACCAGAGGCAACCAUGGACGCCGUGAGGCACGUUGUGUUGACCAAGAACUAUGCUGAACUAAUAGAUGAAGCAUGCAAGAGUGACGAGACAGCGAGGGUGGCAGAAAAAACACAGGAAGGCCCUGAAAAGAGAGCUUGA